Arachis duranensis is the source of this 2082-nucleotide messenger RNA. RefSeq lists its product as uncharacterized. The transcript has 7 exons. The record is from RefSeq and is a predicted model, not a curated record. Lineage: Eukaryota; Viridiplantae; Streptophyta; Magnoliopsida; Fabales; Fabaceae. The coding region runs from base 1 to 2082 and encodes 693 amino acids.
AUGAAACUGCUCUCGUGGAAUUGUCGGGGUUUGGGGAGACCCCUGACAAUCCACAAUCUUAAAGGGAUUUGCAAAUCCUACUCCCCCGAGGUUGGUUUUAUCUGUGAAACAAAAAAUCAAUCUCGACAAGUUGAAGGAAAACUAAGAUCUUGUGAUUUCAAGGAAUGGUUUAUUGUAGAUCCGGAUGGAUUAUCAGGGGGUUUGGCAAUGGCAUGGAGGGAUGGUUGCACUGUUCAGAUUUUACAGCAUGGUCGAUUUUUCAUUGUGGCAUCAGUUCUGACAGCUGGUUCUAAUGAUCCAUAUGGUAUUCUAGGUGUUUAUCUCAGUUCAAAUGAUCAACAUAGAAUGACUCAAUUUGCUGAAUUAACUUCAGUCACCCAACAAUGGCUUCAAGGACCAGUGAUUAUGGAGGAAGUGAAACGUGCAACAUUUAGCAUUCAUCCUCAAAGUGCUCCAGGAGAUGAUGGUAUGACAGCAAAAUUUUUUCAAAGCUUCUGGAACAUACUUAGUGGUGAUGUGUUUCGAGCAGUUAAGAGCUUCUUUUCUGGGGGCAGAAUCUUGAAGGGUUUUAACCACACUCAGAUCUGUCUUAUUCCCAAGAUUUCUGAUGCUAAAGAUAUGACUCAGUUUGGUUUUGACUCCCGGUGGAUCAUGUGGAUUCGAGAAUUAGUGACAACUGUUUCUUAUUCUGUUAUUGUGGAAGGACAACCUUAUGGUUUCUUCAAACCAAAUAGAGGUCUCUCCUUCUUGCUACACAAGGCAAAACAAAAUAGACUAAUUCAGGGUCUUCAGAUACAUAGGCGAUGUCCCAAGGUCAACCACCUCCUGCUUGCUGAUGAUUCCAUUUUAUUCUGUAAGACUAAUCCUGAAGCAUGUUCAAAUAUCCUGCAUUUAUUGAAUUCUUAUGAAAGCAUCAGUGGCCAGAGGGUAAAUCUUAAUAAAUCUGUUGUAUUCUUUAGCCACAACACUCCGUCCACUACUCGUACACUACUGGCUAACUCUAUGAAUAUUAAUGAUAUUGGGGCUCAGGAUAAAUACCUUGGUUUGCCUUCUACAGUCUCUAAAUCGAAAAAGGCUUCUUUUAGUAUGAUCAAAGAAAAGGUUCGGAAAAGAAUCCAAGGGUGGAAGCGCAAUCUUCUUUCGUCAGGUGGUAGACACAUAUUGCUUAAGGCAGUGGGAGAAGCUAUUCCUAUUUAUACAUUGUCUUGCUUCAAGUUGCCUGAUGGUUUAAUUUCGGAAAUUCACUCUCUACUUUCUCAGUUCUGGUGGGGACAAAAAGGCAAACAGUUUUGGCGACUUGUAACACAGCCUACUUCCUUAUUAUCCAAAAUCCUAAGAGGUAAAUACUUUAGCAAUGGUAAUGCUAUAACGGCAGAAAUUGGAGUCUUACCUUCUUGGGGAUGGAGGAGCAUACUGGAAGGCCGAAAGAUUGUUGAAAAAGGUCUUAAUUGGGCUGUGGGUACUGGUGAGGAUAUCCGAACCUUUGAGGAUCCUUGGCUGCCUCCUCCGUAUCCUUUAAUGAUUUAUGACAUGCCAAAUAGACAGGCUAUUUCUGAGUUGUUUCCAAGAGUUAAAGAUCUAAUUACUGAAGUUAGAAAUUGGAAUCAGAAUCUCAUUCAAGAACUAUUUCCCCAAGACGUUGCAAAUAAGAUUUUGUCAGUUCAAAUUCAGCAGAGUAGGGACAAAUUGCAAUGGGAUUUGAACAAAUCCAAACAAUAUAAUACAGCUUCAGUGUAUUCCUGUGCUGCCAGAACUCUCCUCGAGAAAGAGGUUAGCGUUGACACUUUAGACGACAAUGGCGUUGGUGGUGUCGCUUAUGCUGCUGUAGGACGAGGCUAUGGGGGUGGUGAAGGUGGUGGAGGUGGCUAUGGAGGAGUAGGAGGAGGAUAUGGCAAAGGUGGAGGAUAUGGAGAAGGGGGUGCUGCCGGGGGAGGGAGUGGUGGUGGUGGUGGUGGAGGCAGUGGUGGCGGUGGAGGGGGUGCUCAAGGUAUGGCUCGCACGGUCUCCCGGGCUUCCCCUUCUCCCGCGGCGUAUGAUCCCUACGCUUGGGUCGUUUCCGACGUGAAGGAUUCGCCUAAUUAA